UGGAGGGAGGGGAGGGUGAGGAGUGGGGCUAGAGAUAGGGAGAUUAACGGGGUGGGCAAGGGGGUAAAAGAAGAGGCGUCAGUCUCUCCCAGCAACCCGAUCAGAGGUCUUUCCCCAGGGUUUCACCCGAGCUCGCUCUAGGUACCCCCCGAGAAAGGGAGGGGAGAGAAAUGAGGGGGGCACAGAUAUCCCCGCUUUCUCCGAAACUCGCGUGAGGCUAGCGGGGCAGGGGCUGCAGCUUGCCAGUCCGGGCCGACCCGACUCGGCCGCUAGAAGUCUCUGCGCUUGGAUUGCUCAGUACCUGCGGCUACGGGUUGAUCGCUCUGGGUGCAGGAUUUCUAGACUGCUGUAGGCCAGGGAGAAUGGGGCACAGGAAGCACCCUCAGGCCUGGCACCCAGUGGCCGCCUCGGUUCCGAGAUCGGGAGCCCGCGCUGGAGCCGGGUUGGAAACCCCGUGCCCUUCUCUUGGCCGAAAGAGCAAAAGCCCGAGCCGCUCGGUUUCCUGGGGGGGCUGCCGGGGUCUGAGGGGUCAAAGGGACGCGAGUCGGGUUUGGGUCGGCUACACAGGGCGCCCCGAGAGUUAUUAACUUGCCAGCGAGGCCUAUGCCGUGCCACCUGGGCGAGACGGUGGGCCCCAAUCAGGCUCUGCGCGGCGCGGCAGGCAGGCGAGCCCAAGAAGCCGGCAUUCUCUGCCUGCUGCCUGGAGCCGCUCUCGGCUGCCUCCCUGUCUCUGAGCGCAGCAGACCCCGGGCCCCUGCCUCAUCCGCCUUCCUUGCUCCACUUCAGAUACUAAGGAGGUGAAAGAGAGAUACGGUCCCCCUACAGAUAAAUAACAUUAGAAAAACUUCCCAUCAAAAACAAACAACACAGGAAAGAGGUAGAAAAAUUCCGAUUACAAUUUAAUACGUUUUAAAGAAGAGGCAGAGAGCAAAGGGGAGUGUGUGUGUCAGGCACUUAUCCCCUGUCUGUGCUAGGAGCUCGGAUAAACAGUCAGCCGAGCCUCGACGCCCCCAAAUCGUCCCCUCCAAGCCCCGCACGCGCGGACAGCUCCCGGAUUGCCUGCGGGGCAGGCGGGAUGCUGCUUCGCACUAGUCCAGUCCUCUGCCAGGCCCUUCCUCUCCUCGCUUUCUUACGCCCUUUCCGCUGGCAUGAAUUCCCCUUUGGCAUUUUCUCCCCUCUCCCCUCUUUUCUGUCAUCUGGUUUCUCUCCAGUCCCCCCUUUGCUUUCUACCUUGCGUCGCACGGCCUGAGUCGCCCUCUCGCCCAGCCCCCAGUCUUCAGCCCAGCGUCCGUGCUUCCAGUCCCCACUCCUCCGCGUGGUCGUGGAGGUCCACCACCUUUCUUCUCAAGCUCGGGAACAUGCCCUUCCGCCCUGCCUGCUUCCUUCGCCCGUCCCGGGCCGCGGACCCUGACUAAUGGCCGGUCCCUGCUGUGUGUGGGGUGUUGUGUUUUUUUCUUGUCUCUCCCCAGCAGGGCACGGGGGUGUGAACCAGCUCGGGGGGGUGUUUGUGAACGGCCGGCCCCUACCCGACGUGGUGAGGCAGCGCAUCGUGGAGCUGGCCCACCAGGGUGUGCGGCCCUGUGACAUCUCCCGGCAGCUGCGGGUCAGCCACGGCUGUGUCAGCAAAAUCCUGGGCAGGUACUACGAGACCGGCAGCAUCAAGCCGGGUGUGAUCGGUGGCUCCAAGCCCAAAGUGGCGACGCCCAAAGUGGUGGACAAGAUUGCUGAAUACAAACGACAGAACCCGACUAUGUUCGCCUGGGAGAUUCGAGACCGGCUCCUGGCCGAGGGCAUCUGUGACAAUGACACAGUGCCCAGCGUCUCUUCCAUCAACAGAAUCAUCCGGACCAAAGUUCAGCAGCCUUUCCACCCAACGCCAGAUGGGGCUGGGACAGGAGUGACCGCCCCUGGCCACACCAUUGUUCCCAGCACGGCCUCCCCUCCUGUUUCCAGCGCCUCCAAUGACCCAGUGGGAUCCUACUCCAUCAAUGGGAUCCUGGGGAUUCCUCGCUCCAAUGGUGAGAAGAGGAAACGUGAUGAAGUUGAGGUAUACACUGAUCCUGCCCACAUUAGAGGAGGUGGAGGUUUGCAUCUGGUCUGGACUUUAAGAGAUGUGUCCGAGGGCUCAGUCCCCAAUGGAGAUUCCCAGAGUGGUGUGGACAGUUUGCGGAAGCACUUGCGAGCUGACACCUUCACCCAGCAGCAGCUGGAAGCUUUGGAUCGGGUCUUUGAGCGUCCUUCCUACCCUGACGUCUUCCAGGCAUCAGAGCACAUCAAAUCAGAACAGGGGAACGAGUACUCCCUCCCAGCCCUGACCCCUGGGCUUGAUGAAGUCAAGUCGAGUCUAUCUGCAUCCACCAACCCUGAGCUGGGCAGCAACGUGUCAGGCACACAGACAUACCCCGUUGUGACUGGUCGUGACAUGGCGAGCACCACUCUGCCUGGUUACCCCCCUCACGUGCCCCCCACUGGCCAGGGAAGCUACCCCACCUCCACCCUGGCAGGAAUGGUGCCUGGGAGCGAGUUCUCCGGCAACCCGUACAGCCACCCCCAGUACACGGCCUACAACGAGGCUUGGAGAUUCAGCAACCCCGCCUUACUAAUGCCGCCCCCCGGGGCUCCGCCCCUGCCGCUGCUGCCGCUGCCUAUGACCGCCACUAGUUACCGCGGGGACCACAUCAAGCUUCAGGCCGACAGCUUCGGCCUCCACAUCGUCCCCGUCUGACCCCACCCCGGAGGGAGG
Gorilla gorilla gorilla (western lowland gorilla) is the source of this 2743-nucleotide messenger RNA. It is a transcript of the gene PAX2, whose product is annotated as paired box 2. The record is from RefSeq and is a predicted model, not a curated record. NCBI's taxonomy places the organism in Eukaryota, Metazoa, Chordata, Mammalia, Primates, Hominidae. Gene Ontology annotation, biological process: regulation of transcription by RNA polymerase II; anatomical structure development. The transcript has 10 exons. Gene Ontology annotation, molecular function: DNA-binding transcription factor activity, RNA polymerase II-specific; RNA polymerase II cis-regulatory region sequence-specific DNA binding. Bases 1415 to 2725 code for a protein of 436 amino acids.